GUACUAGUAAGGCAAAAUAAAAAUUGAAUUAAAAAAAGAAACAUGACAACUAAUCUAAGCUUUAAAAGUUUAAAUAGGAAAGUAAGGUCAAUACAUUGCUCACACAUACAUAACAUAACAUCAUCUUUCUCUUCCUUCUCUUAUUGUCUUCCUAAACACUUUGAUCAUCUUAAUAUUAAGGCUCUCACUUAAUCUAAGUUUCCUAAAAUAAAUUUCAUUACUCUUUUGAUUUUCUUCUAAGUUGGAGUAAUUAUUUCUAUUAUUAAUAUUAGGGUUAUCUAAUUAAUAAUUAGGCACUUUGCUAAAAAUAUAAUGGUUCAUAAAUCAGUGAAUAAAACAAAACCAAAAAUAAAGCAUAGGAAAGGUUUAUGGUCACCUGAAGAAGAUGAUAGGCUAAGAAACUACAUUCUUCAUCAUGGCCAUGGAUGUUGGAGCAAUGUUCCCAUUAAUGCUGGACUGCAAAGAAAUGGAAAGAGUUGCAGAUUAAGAUGGAUUAAUUACUUAAGACCAGGGCUUAAGAGGGGUACUUUGAGCCCCCAAGAAGAAGAAACUAUUCUAGCCCUUCAUUUUGCUUUCGGAAAUAAAUGGUCUCAAAUAGCACAACAUUUGCCAGGGAGGACUGAUAAUGAAAUUAAGAAUUUUUGGCACUCUUAUCUCAAGAAGAAGGUACCAAGGAGAGAAAAAAAUGAACCCAUAUCAGAAACCCAAUUAACUAGCUCAACCCUCCAAGAGUCACCGGUAAACUCGAACGCCACGACUUCAAGUUCCGAUCAAGGAUCUACAAUGAAUAAUGUUACUCAAUUAGCUAGCAACAAUCAAAGUGCCUUACCGAGAAUAUUCUUUGCUGAAUGGUUUAACUUGGAUAAUACUUUAAACAAUAAUAAUAAUGGACAUUAUAACGCCCAAGUUAAUCAAUUUCCUAGCUACAAUAAUUAUUAUUCCAAGGAUAUUGGUCAUGUUGCAUGUAAUUUGGAUUUGGAGGAUGGUCGUACGCAAAGAUUUACGUACAACGAAGGAUCAUGUAGCAAUGAUGAAUUGUACUCGUAUAAUGAAGCAGAAAAUGUUGCGUUUGAUUCACAGUUCAAAAUUGGAGAUCAGAAUUCAGAGAAUGUGCUGAGUGAUUUUUUAUAUGGAACUGAGAUUCCAAAUAAUUAUUUUGUGGAAAAUAAUUUAAUGUAUAUUUAAGUGGCUUUAGAUUAUAAUUUUAUAUUUAAGAGAGUGUAUACUAUGUGUAUGUAUAUUAUAUUUAUACAUAUGGCUUGCUUUUAUUUUGAUCUUUGGGUUUUAUUACAACUGUAUAGCUAUAGAGUGAUGGAAAUGUAUUAGACUUUUAAGAGUUAUAAAUUAUAAUAUACUUUAUGUCGGUUCACAAAAGUGAUCUUAUGAUGAUAAGACGGUCUUACACAAAUGUUUCUCAUGUCCUAAUGGUUUGUUUUGGUUUUUAUAUCCUCCUUUUAUCAACCACAUGGCUAAAAUGAGUUGUAUUCAACUUAAUUGUAAAAACUUUAGUCAUUAAUGAUUAUAACGAGAACAAAUAAGUAAACAUUGCAAGUGAAAGAAAGAAUUUGAGAGAGGAAAAACUAGGUUGGGAGCUGAGUUUGGAUCUAUAUGAGCGAAUGAGAUUGAGAAACAAACAAAAAAAAAAAUUCUAUGAAAGAGAAAGAGAGCAAAUGAGAUUGAAUAAAACGAACAAUAUAACAACUCACCUCAAGAUCAAUUGGUCGCAACAAAUAAUAUUGGUGCAUCUCGAUUGUGCACGUAUUUAUAGGAACUAGG
Chenopodium quinoa (quinoa) is the source of this 1776-nucleotide messenger RNA. Its product is annotated as transcription factor MYB82-like. NCBI's taxonomy places the organism in Eukaryota, Viridiplantae, Streptophyta, Magnoliopsida, Caryophyllales, Amaranthaceae. The record is from RefSeq and is a predicted model, not a curated record. Bases 313 to 1185 code for a protein of 290 amino acids. The transcript is spliced from 3 exons.